UUUAAGAUAUAAAAAAAGUGUUUAAAAAAUAUCGUUUUUGUAAAUAUUAUUAAAUGUGGUAUAAACAAUGCCACCCAAGAGGGACGUAAAGAUGUCACCAAUAAAGGAUGCUAAAAAGCCUCCGAAGUAUGUAGCUAAGGUGGUAUCCAAAAAAGACAAAAAGAUUCCAGUAAAGCAGAAUAUUAAGGAACCACAAGGACAAAAUGUCAAGGUAAUAUUAAAUAAAGAUGUUAAGGCAACUCUAGGACAAAAUGUCAAGGUACCAUUAAAUAAAGAUGUUAAUGAACCACUAGAGAAAAAUGUUAAGACACCGUUAAAUAAUGAUGUUAAGAAACUACUAGAGUAUGAUAUUAAGGCACCAUUAAAUAAUGAUGUUAAGGAACCAUUAGAGUAUGAUGUUAAGGCAUCGUUAAAUAAUGAUAUUAAGGAACCACUAGAGCAAGAUGUUAAGGCACCAUUAAAUAAAGAUGUUAAUGAACCGCUAGAGCAAGAUGUUAAGGCAUCGUUAAAUAAAGAUGUUAAUGAAUCACUAGAGCAAGAUGUUCAGGCAUCGCUAAAUAAAGAUGUUGAAGAACUACUAGACCAGGAUGUUAAGCAAGAUGUUUGGGUGCCACUAGAACAGGAUGCUGCGCUGCCGCUAAACCAAGUUAUUGAGGAUCUAAUAGAGCUGAAUGUAAAGGAAUCACUAAAGCAGGAUAUUAAAAUGCCAUCAAAUGAAGAUGUAAAGGUCCCAGUUAACCAAGAUGUUAAGGAAGCACUAGACCAAGAUGUCAAAGCGCCAUUAAAGCAGCAGGUAAAAGUGUUCCUAAAGAAAGAUGCUAAAGUGCCAUUAAAGCAGGAUGUUAAGAUCCAAUCAAAUCAAGAUGUUAAAAAACCAAUAGAGCAGAGUGUUAAGGCGCCUCUAAAGCGGGAUGCAAAAGUGCCCCUAAAGCAAGCUGUUAAGCUGGUACUAAAGCAGAAUACGGUGCCUCAAAAGCGGGAUGUAAACGUGCCACCUAAACUGGUUGGUAAAGUACCGCUGAAGCAAAAAGUGCUACCAAAGCCGGACGUUAGGGUGCCACUAAGGCAAGGUGUUAAAGGGCCACUAAAGGAGGUACCAUUGAAGAAGGACGUUAAGUUGCCACAUAGUUAUGUACGUAAGGGUGACGCACCAGAUGUACAUGCUUUGGAGAUGGAAUUAAAGCAUUUCCGUGCUUUGGUUGAGGAGAAGAACUAUAUUAUUCAAGAUUGUAAAUUUAAGUUCGAUGCUUUAGAAGAAAUAAAGAAAGCUCACUUAUUACUUUACUCAAGUCAAAUAGCAAAACUAGAGCAAAAGGUAAAGCAACUACAAGAAGAGAAUAAUUCCGUGUUAAGCCGUAAGGAUGAACUCGCACAACUCUUAGUUAGGAAGGAUGAAAUUAUAGAUUCUCUUACCGUACACUGUUCGUGUGUAAGUAAAGUAUUUUGUACCGCGGAAACCGCAGAAUACAUUACUAAGGAUAAAGAUUUUUAUGUCGUACUUCAAUCAGACAAAAUCAGUAUGUGGACAUCAAUGAGCAAAGAAACUAAAAUUUUAACAGAAUUUGAUGGUACCAACAGGUGUUCUAACACUGAAGAAUUUCUAAGAGAAUUUAAUAGUAAACUGGCAACUCUGCGCUCAGAUUUGAUUGAGUUAAAUAUUACAAAAAGUAAUUUUGAAAUAUUCAGUAAUGUAAUUACUAAUACAAACCCGUCACUAAUAAUUCCAACGCAAUCUGAUGCAAUUGCUUCAUUAAGCGAGAUCAUUUCUCAGAUGCUUGAGAAAAUAAAGCCAGUUGAUGUACAAAGUAACUUACAGUAUCCCAAGCCGGUCAAAAGUUUUCCGGAAUCUGAGCUCAUGGACGAACAACCUGUACAACUUGAAAAAGUGUGGUAUUCUCUUAAAGCAAAUGUUACUAGCAUGCAAAACUGGUGUGACAGUUUGAAAAAUAAAUACAAACUGUUAAGUGAAACAAAUGAGAACUUGGAGAAGUCCCUGGCUGACUCCUUGGAAAAUUGCAACCGCUUGCAAUGCGAAAAUGAUUCCUUGAAAUCUGAAGCAAAGAAGCUAAGCGAAACAGAUUUUUCAAGUGAUGAUACCAACCCUUUUCCGGAAACAUUGAGAAAGUUGGAUGCUGUGCUCAAAUUCAAUGCAAAGCUUUCUGAAGAACUUGAGUGGAGCUUAAGACAAAAUCAAUCUUUGAAAGUUCAAGUUAAUGAAAUGGACAGUACUUUUAAACAACUCGAAAUGAUUCAGUCGAGUAAAAUUGAAAUUGAAGCCAAAAAAACCCAAAUCAAAGGUGAUUUAGAUUAUCUACAAUCUCAAAUGAAUACAAUAGUUUCAGAGGAUAGACUAUUAUCACAGUCUGAAGUUCGUGAAAAAGUGAGUGAAAUUGAAAUAUGCUUAGAUAAGGUGAAGGAUCUCACUUCAGUAAAACAGGAAAGUGAAAAAUUGUUACUUCCUCGAGAUGACUUAGGCAUCACAUGUGAACCUUCCGUAUUGCAGUGCAAUAUAGUGACUAAUGAUGUUGAGAAAUCAUUUGUUGCAGACGAUUGCACAAAUGAUGAUGAAGUAAAAAAUCUUCUUGAACAAAUACAACAACUAGAAUCAGAAAAUUUAGAAGUCAGUUUAGAGAAAGAAGAAGUCGAUUUAAAGUACGAAGCUGCGUCUAAAAGCUUAGAGUCUUUAUCUGCAGAAUUGGCUGAACUUAAAGCUAUGAAGAAUGUGAAAACUGAGAAGUGUGCUGCAAAGCCAGGUCAAUCAAAAGUAACGUAUGUGAAUCAAAUUGAGCUAAGUGCGUUAAGAAAAAAAUGUAAAGAGCAGGAGACAAAUAUAGCGAAACUAAAAGUUUCAGAGAAAAAGUUAAAGACUGAAAUGACAAAGUUAAAGUCUGAUUUAAAUGCUGCACAACAGAAGACUAAGUAUGGAAAGAAUGAUCACACUGACUGUCAAAAGCAAAAAGCAGAUCUUGAAAGCGAGAUUUCAAAAAGGGAUAAGAAGCAGAAACAGUUGUUGACGUCUGUUGCAGAGCUUAGUGCCACUAAAAAGGAUUUUGAGACUUUAGUUGAUAAACUUAAUGCCGAAAAACUUGAAUUAGAAGCUGUAAUAGAUCAAUUAAACACUGAAAAUGAUGAAAAUAAAAUAGAGUUUGAGCUUAUACAAAGGAAUGUAAGUUCUUACUUAAAAACUAUAUCUGAUUUUGAAUCUGAAGCUAAAGACAAGGCCAUGGAAUUGCAGGAACAAUGUGAAGCAAAACAGUGUUUCAUUGAUGGCUUAAAACGGUGCAAAGCCUUGUGUUAUAAUUUGUUGAGAGAAAACAGUGGCCUAGUACAAAAGUUGGACUCAAAACUUAUCGAUCCGGGUGAAAUUUCAGCUAUGGAUCGCUUGAAGGCAGACACAAUAGAAUCUUUGAAAACUUUGAAACAGCAAGUUGAAGAGUUUAAAAAGGCAUUACACACAGAAAAAGAAUACUGCUCUUACAUUGAAAAAGAAAAUAAUGAGUUUCAACAAAUAUGUACUGCUCACAUUAAUAGAAUUAAGAAUACAGAGGCUAAGCUUGAUGAAUAUAUUAUGAAAGUUGCUGAAUCAGAAGAACUAUUGUCGGCUCAGGAAAAAGAGAUCACUGCAUUUGCGCUAUGGAAAUCCGAGUGUGAGUGUGAGAAUGAGAUGCUGUUACAAAAACGCGAAGAAUUAGAAAGGCUGGUAAACCAAACAAAAAUUGAACAGCAUGAAAAAGAAGAUCAGUUUACAGAACACUUGGAUAAAUAUAAUAUACUUCGUCAAGAAAAAGAAACCAUAGCUGCUCAGGUUGAAUCAGAUACUUGCGAUAUUCAGGACAUCAGUGAAGCGUAUGGAAUAAUAAGAAAUAACGUUCAUUGUUUCCUCUCCAAUUGGCAUACCACGGAGAUGGAACGCAAUAAGAGAAGAAUGGAUGAAAAUGCUGCUUUACAAAAUGAAAUUGAAGCACUUCAUAUUAAGAAUACUAGUGAAAAAAGAAUGAUGUUAUUCGAAUUGAACACCUUAAAGGAAAUCUAUGAGAAAGCAAUGACUAAUCUUGAAAACGAGAAAUUAUCUUACAAGCAGGCAAACAUGGAUUUCAACUCUAAACUUAUACAUGUGUCCGCUGAACUGAAGGAUUAUGAAGAAAAACUCUCUUCACAAACCUCUGAGUAUCAGAGUUUACAACUAAAAUAUAAAUAUGCUAGUGGUAAGAACGAUGUAUAUCUGGAUCGAAUUGAAGACUUACAAUACUUACAAAAAGUUGUUGAAGAUACUGUCACUAAUUAUAGUUUAUUAGAGUUGACAAACUGCACUUUACUGCGUGAGAAGGAGAAAUGCUUAGCAGAAUUUGACUCAUGUCGCAAGAAGUUGAAAAGCGAAAGAGUUCUUUUUAAAAAAGAAAAAAAAGACUUACGUCAAUAUAUGAGACAACUAAAAUCAAAAUGCAAUGAUUUAUUUGAACUCUCCGAGACCUUAAAAGCUGCUAAUCUAUCCUUGGAAGCAAAAUGUUCCAAUAUACAAUUGUUUAAAAAUUUCGAUCUUCAAAAACCGCAAUACGAUCUUGAAAUGGCUAGUGGCUUCACUUCCACUUCUAAUAAUGGAGAUGGUGGCAUUCAAGAUGGGUCUUCAGAUCUUAAUAAUGAUUUACAGGCUCCACAGCCGAAACCACCGUUCCAAAACUUCUUGUGUGGUAGUGAGCUUAUAGCCAAGCAAAGCAGUUGUAGCUCUAAACCAAAACCCAUAAAUGCAAUAAACCAGGAAACGCAACCCUAUAUACCACCUAAAAAUGUCAAGCGCUUGUCCAAACAUAAACAGAGGAAAGCCGAUAUUAAAGGUGUAUCCAGACAUUAUGCUGAACGUAAGCUUAAACGUCAAAGCUACUACGAUAUUCAACGACCUGAUCUAUAAAUGAAUUUAAUUAUACACAAGGUCGUUGAUGUGUAUAAUUAACACAUUUACUUAUUAAUUUGUUAUUAAGAUGUUUAUUUUUGAAACUUUAUUUGAACGAGUCUACCCGUAAACGACACAUUUCAAUAAUCUUUAAACAAAAUUAAUAA
Molecule: messenger RNA, 5055 nt
Organism: Teleopsis dalmanni
Lineage: Eukaryota; Metazoa; Arthropoda; Insecta; Diptera; Diopsidae
Product: kinesin-related protein 4-like
Exons: 5
Coding region: 68-4906 (1612 amino acids)
Source: RefSeq, a predicted model, not a curated record